AAAAUGGCGGCGCACACCAAAACGAGAUUCUUGAUAAACAAGUUCAAAGACUCGGUUUGUUUAAUCCAGCGACGGAAUCGCGUUAAAACCAAAUGGGCCAGCACCAGACCCAAAGUCCCAGCGACGAACCUGGCCCUGCAGCAUUUCGAUGCCACCUAUAAUAACUAUUUCGGGGAGCUGUGGCCAUCCAUCCGUAUCGGGAUGUUGUCCGAGCAGAAGUACGGAGCCUUGAUGAACAAUUUCGCCUCGAAUGCAGACGUGAUCUCGACUUUACAAUCGCAAGGCUGCAGGAACUUCGUCAGAGAUGGAGAAAGAGACAGACACGAGAUUUCAGAAGAAUCUGAACAGAAUGAUCAUCCUUUUACAGGACCAGCUCGUAUUGGCUCAUAUAUCCAAUGUUUUGUCUUUCCGAGAGGGGACAUAUCUCGAUUCAAACCUGCCAGGCCAGACAGCACAGGAUUGCUGAGUUAUUACCUCCUGGAUGCAGCUUCUGUCCUGCCUGUGUUGGCGCUGGACAUCCAGCCGGGUCACACUGUCCUGGACCUCUGUGCUGGCCCGGGAGGGAAGACUCUUGCUAUCCUGCAGACUCAAACUGUCCGGUUUCUGUGGGCCAACGACUUGUCUGGGUCUCGCACGACCCGAUUACGGAGGACACUCCAGAGCUACGUGCCCAAAGAGCUGAGAGGCGAGGACAAGAUCCGUGUCACAUCCCUUGAUGGUCGUAAAUGGAGGGAUAUGGAAGAUCUCCACUUCGACAGAGUGCUAGUGGACGUCCCCUGUACCACAGACAGACAUUCCCUAAUGGAGGAUGAGAACAAUAUCUUCAAAAGGUCCAGGACUAAAGAGAGACAGAUGCUUCCUUUACUGCAGAUUGAACUCCUGCUGGCGGGGCUCCAGGCGACUUGUCCGGGUGGAGAGCUGCUCUACUCCACCUGCUCUCUGUCUCAGCUGCAGAACGAGUGUGUGGUGCAGCAGGCGCUCCGUCUCGCUCAGCAGGAGAUGGACAUCACGGUGCAAGUGCAGGACCUCAGCAGCUUCACUCGCCUCUUCUCGGACACCUUCCACUUUGCCCCUCAGCCGGCGCUCGGGGAACUCGUCCUCCCGCACUUGUGUGCGAACUUCGGGCCGAUUUAUUUGUGUAAACUGCUGCGUGUGAGCUGAAGAGGCCCAGAGUCAGGUUUAUACAACUGUUAUAAACAAGUUACUGCAACACUGCCCUCUGGUGGACAUUAAAAUGUUUUCUUGUCACUAAAAGCUGCUCAAAGGAAUUAUUUAUUACAAAAAGGAGAAAAUCUCAGACUUUGAUACUGUUUCAGUUCAUAUUUGAUCUUACCACAGAACCUGAUUCGAUUCGAUUUGAUCCAUAUGUGACUAACAUGAUUCAGAAUCCGUGACAGUUCUGCUGUUCAUUCACAGACGAUGACGUGGAGAAAGAGUUCAAAGUAUCAGAGUUACAGCAAAGUCUGCUUGCUUUCUCAGAUUUUGAUUAAACAUCCUUUAAUUUGAUUUAAUGGAUUUUUAAUUGUAUCCAAUCAAUCAAAAUCAUCAGAUUGUUACGCCAUACAGUGGCGUGCAUACAUAUUUCUUCCCCCCCCCCCCCAACCUUCCCAUAUUUUAUUGAGCGUCAAAACCUGGAAGUGAAACAGACUUAACAGGGAUUUAUUACAUCAGUUUGUACAAAAUACCUCACAAAUAUGAAGUGGGAGAAAAAAAAUCAUUACAGCUUGCAAAAUUAUUAACAUUUUUAAAAUAAUGGGUUUAAUGUCGCUCUGUGAGAUCUUCAAGUGUUUGAGAUUUUGUUAAAACCAAACUGUGAUGGCUGCUUUAAGGCGUGGUCUCUGACUCCAGGAACAGCUAGAUUAUACUAUACGGGGCAUGUCACCAGGAAAUGAGUCCAGCUGGUCAAAAAAUGAAAAGUUAUUUUAUUGGAUAUUUUAAAUAUAUAGUUAUAGUGCUUGUAAAGCAGAGCUCUGGAUUAUUAUCUCUCAGCUUCUUCUUUAUCCAGGAUCAAUAACUCGAGUGUCACUUCAUGUAAAAACUUUGUUCACACUUUGUUGAAUAGGUCCUAUAAACAGCACACUGGCUAUAACUUUUGGUUUGAUUUGGGUUGAUUUUGAUAUUCCACCCACGUCCCUCUGUUUUUCAUCCCUCUAUCCAUCCAUUUUUCCCUGUAAAAUUUGAAUGGGAUUUUUUUUCCCCCAACCACUCCUGUAUCGCCAGUUUUUAAAAUAAAGUAAUACCUCCAAACUUACUAAACAUGUUCUGGGCAAUCCUAUAAAACAGCUCUUUUCAGACCUCUGUCACUCCUGUUUUCUGGCUUUUUUUUAUCCUUUGCUUUUCUUCUCAUUGGCUUCAGUUCAUUUUUUAAAGCCAAACUGCUCCUAGAGAUUAAAAGCUCGAACCACCAAAGUUAGGUUAUUGUAACUUACAUAAAUACUGCGCAAGUCUGUCUGUCUGUCUUUCUUUCUCAUCCCUCCAUCCUCCCAUUAGAACCCAUUCAUUUUGCGGCUCUUCUGUUUAAGGUGGAGUCACAAAAUUUGCAAAAGUACAGCACUCGAGCGUUGUCCCAAAAAAGUUGGGAUGCUGUGUAAACUGUAAGGAAUAUCAGAAUGUGAAGAUUUGCAAAUCAUGGAAUAUCCAAUUGAAAAUAGUAAAAAGGCAAAAUAUCAAAUGUUGAAACUGAGAAAUUUUUGUUCUUUGAAAUAUAUGCUCAUUUUGAAUUUGAUGUCUUUUGCACUAUUUUCAAUGAAAUACAGGGUUUCCAUGAUUUUGCAAAUCUUCUCAUUCUGUUUUUAUUUAUGUUUUACACACCGUCCCAACUUUUUUUGGAAUUGGGGUUGUACUAAUGACACUCAUCUCUCUCACUCUUCUAUUCUUUCAUUCAUCCCUCCAUUCUUCCAUAAUCCACUGAUUUUACUGCUCCUUCAGUGUUUAAUGUAGAACUGCAGAACUUCAUUUGUAGGUUCAGCUGCUGAAAGAAAGUUCACACACUAUCACUCACUCUAUCUCUUUAUCUCUUUGUCUGUCUGAAUAGCUUCAUCAAUCUCUCCAUCACUUUCCUAAAUUGCUUGUCUUUAUCUAUCUAUCUAUCUAUCUAUCUAUCUAUCUAUCUAUCUAUCUAUCUAUCUAUCUAUCUAUCUAUCUAUCUAUGUUGUAUUUUUAAUUUUGUUUUGCUUUGCAAGCACCAGGUUUGUAUUUUCUGAAAUAAAUACUAUUUAUCUUUAAAAUAAAGCUUGUUUGUUAAACGUGGAGCAGCUGAUUGAGAGGAAUGAAAAUGUUGACGGUACCUUCAUCUUAACAAAAAAAAUCAAGCUUGGAGAAAAUUGAAAUGAAUGCACAGUAAUUAGGAACCAUUUAUUUGACCUAUAAAGUCAUAUUUAUAAGAUUUUACAAUAUAAUGUUUUGGUGAUGGGUACAUUAUA
Neoarius graeffei (lesser salmon catfish) is the source of this 3422-nucleotide messenger RNA. RefSeq names its product NOP2/Sun RNA methyltransferase 4 (gene nsun4). Lineage: Eukaryota; Metazoa; Chordata; Actinopteri; Siluriformes; Ariidae. Gene Ontology annotation, molecular function: methyltransferase activity. The record is from RefSeq and is a predicted model, not a curated record. The coding region runs from base 4 to 1161 and encodes 385 amino acids. The transcript is spliced from 6 exons. Gene Ontology annotation, cellular component: mitochondrial large ribosomal subunit. Gene Ontology annotation, biological process: rRNA methylation.